This is a messenger RNA of Grus americana (Whooping crane), 5753 nucleotides long. RefSeq names its product DExH-box helicase 30 (gene DHX30). The coding region runs from base 160 to 3855 and encodes 1231 amino acids. Lineage: Eukaryota; Metazoa; Chordata; Aves; Gruiformes; Gruidae. The transcript has 19 exons. The record is from RefSeq and is a predicted model, not a curated record. Gene Ontology annotation, cellular component: cytoplasm; intracellular anatomical structure; nucleus. Gene Ontology annotation, molecular function: ATP binding; DNA helicase activity; G-quadruplex RNA binding.
CCCCCCCCCCCGCCCCGGGGGUGCAAGGGGAAGCUCGCCUGCGCCGGGUCCUCCCCGCCGCCAGGGGGCGCUGCGGCGCGGACGGUGCCUUCCCGCCGGAGCGUCCGGCCGCGUCUCUUGUUCGCGCCCUGCCUGAAGCCGGCGCCGGGCAAUCUCAAGAUGGCGGCGCUGGGGCUGCUGCUGCAGGCGGCGGCGGUCUGCGGUUCGGCCGGGCCGCUGCGCCUCUGCCGCUGCUACCGGGCGGCGCCGGGGACGCGGGGGCUCUGCACGCGGCUGCCGGCGCCCGAGAGCCCCGACGAGGGGAGGCAGGAGGAGGAGGAGCCGCUGCCGGGCGCCGAGGAGGAGGACGCCGCCAUGGUGAAGGAUUCCAGAGACUUAUUAAAGGAAUUUCCACAGCCUAAAAACUUGCUCAACAGCGUGAUUGGACGAGCCCUGGGCAUUUCUCAUGCAAGGGACAAGCUGGUGUACAUCCAUACUAAUGGGCCAAGAAAAAAGAAAGUCACUCUGCAUAUAAAGUGGCCCAAGAAUGUGGAAGUGGAAGGCUAUGGGACCAAGAAGAUUGAUGCCGAGAGGCAGGCAGCAGCUGCAGCAUGUCAGCUCUUCAAGGGCUGGGGUUUGCUGGGCCCCAGAAAUGAGCUCUUUGAUGCUGCGAAGUACCGGCUUCUUGCCGACCAGCUUGGCUGUCCUGAUGAGAGGUGGUGCUCGGAGGGCAAGUGGCGCUCCAAGUCUGGACCUUCUCUUGCCGACUUGUCAACCUGCUGGCGACGGAUGGAGCCGGACGAUUCCAUCCAGCCCAUGGAACAGGGCAGGAUGCCUAAAGCAAUGAGGAGAGAAGAGCUAGAGGAAGGGGAACUGGAGGAAGGAGAGCUGGAGGAAGGAGAGCUGGAAGAAGAAGCAAUCGAUGUUUCUGAUUAUCUACCUAUGGCGCAUCAGGACGCUCGUAUCCCAGGCAGAGAUGCAAGCCGAGGAGGGAGUUCCAUUGAAAUGACAGACGACAACACUGCCAUCCGUGCCCUGACGCAGUUCCCACUUCCCAAAAAUCUCCUGGCCCAAGUGAUUCAGAUUGCAACCUCUUCCUCCACAGUCAAGGAAUACAUGCAGUUCCGUACAGUAGGCACCAAGACCAAGAUCUGCAAGCUCACGCUCCGUUGGCCCUGUCCAAUGACUUUUGCUGCCAAGGGCCGUCGCAAGGUGGAGGCGGAAAACAAAGCAGCAGCAUUGGCCUGUCAGAAGCUUAAGAGCCUUGGCUUGGUGGACAAGAACAACAACCCCCUCAGCCAUGCUAUGUACAACAUGACUUCACUCCGGGAGCUUGGUGAGAACCAGAGGAAGCCCUGCCACAUCAAAGUCCCCGAAGCAACCCUGCGCAAGAUUGAGAACUAUCUGAAUCAUUAUCCAGUGGACAUCAGGGAAUCCAGGCCCCGGAUUGCCGAUGACAUGAUGAACCUGAGCAAAGAAUCUGGUGCGAUAAGUGAUGCAAUCACGGGGAAGACAUAUAUACCCAUGUUGGAAGCAGAGGAAGUGCGCCUUAGCCAGAAUCUCCUGGCCCUCUGGAAAAGGAGAGGAUCCUCGUGGCAGGAGAGCCACCCGCUGCCAGUUGAUCCUCACAAGGACACCAUCCUAUCAGCCAUUGAGCAGAACCCUGUAGUGGUAAUAGCAGGAGACACAGGCUGUGGGAAGACCACAAGGAUCCCUCAGCUCCUGCUGGAACACUACAUCCUGGAGGGACGUGGCGCCCGCUGCAACGUGGUGAUCACUCAACCAAGGAGGAUCAGCGCCAUCUCAGUCGCCCAGCGCGUGGCACAAGAGUUGGGUCCCAACAUGAGGAAGAACGUGGGCUACCAGGUGCGACUGGAGAGCAAGCCACCCGCCAGGGGAGGAGCCCUGCUCUUCUGCACCGUGGGCAUCCUGCUGCGCAAGCUGCAGGGGAACCCCAGCCUGGAGGGCGUCAGCCACGUUGUGGUCGAUGAGGUCCAUGAGCGAGAUGUCAACACUGAUUUCCUGCUCAUCCUGCUGAAAGGCAUCCAGAAGCUCAACCCUGACCUGCGCCUGGUCUUAAUGAGUGCCACGGGAGACAAUCAGCGUUUCUCGCACUACUUUGGGGAUUGCCCUGUGGUCAAGGUGCCAGGUUUCAUGUACCCAGUGAAGGAGUACUAUCUGGAGGAGAUCUUGGCUAAGCUGGGCCGGCACCGACACCGGCACUACGAGAUCAAGCAAUCGGAUGAUGAAUGUGUCCUUGAUCUUGAUCUGAUCACCGACCUCGUACUCCAGAUUGAUGCCCACGGAGAACCAGGUGGGAUCCUCUGCUUCCUCCCUGGUUGGCAGGAAAUCAAAGGAGUGCAGCAGCGCCUGCUAGAGAUGCUCGGAUCUCAGAACAGCCGGUACCUCGUCUUACCAGUGCACUCCAACAUCCCCAUGAUGGACCAGCAAAACAUCUUUCAGCGGCCUCCACCCGGUGUCAGGAAGAUUGUCCUAGCCACCAACAUCGCUGAGACCUCCAUCACCAUCAACGACAUUGUCCACGUGGUAGACAGUGGCACGCACAAGGAGGAACGCUACGACCUAAAGACCAAGGUGUCCUGCCUGGAAACGGUGUGGGUGUCCAAGUCAAACGUGGUGCAGAGGCGAGGGCGUGCUGGCCGCUGUCAGUCGGGAUUUGCCUAUCACCUCUUCCCUCGCAGCCGCCUGGACAAGAUGCCAACUUACCAGGUUCCAGAGAUCCUACGCACCCCACUGGAGAACCUGGUGGUUCAGGCCAAGAUCCACAUGCCAGAGAAAACAGCAGUUGAAUUUCUCUCCAAGGCUCUGGACAGCCCUGACAUCAAAGCUGUGGAUGAAGCAGUGAUCUUGCUGCAGGAGAUCGGAGUGCUGGACCAGCGAGAAGCCCUCACCACUUUGGGCAAACGCCUUGCCCAGAUCUCCACAGACCCGCGGCUGGCAAAGGCCAUUGUCUUGGCAUCCAUCUACCGUUGCCUCCACCCUCUGCUCGUCAUCGUUUCCUGCCUCACCCGGGACCCCUUCAGCAGCAGCCUGCAAAAUCGUGCAGAGGUGGACAAGGCCAAGGCUGUUCUGAGCCGGGAGAGUGGGAGCGAUCACCUCGCGUUUGUCAGAGCUGUGGCAGGCUGGGAGGAGGUGCUGAGGCGCAGAGACAGUCGUGCCAGGGAUAACUACCUGCAGGACUAUUACCUGUACGGCCCCAGCCUUCGCUUCAUCAAUGGCCUUGUCAAGCAGUUCUCCGAGAACCUCUACGAAGCCUUCCUGGUGUCAUCCCCAUCUGACUGCACCAUGCCCUCAUCCGUAUGUAACCAGUACAGUGAAGAGGAAGAACUGGUCAAGGGAGUCCUCAUGGCUGGUCUCUACCCCAACCUCAUCCAGGUGAGACAAGGCAAAGUGACCCGUCAAGGGAAGUUCAAACCCAACAGCUAUGCCUAUCGGACAAAGGCUGGCACCGUUCUGCUCCACAAGUCAACGAUCAACAGGGAAGCAUCCAAGCUGUACAGCCGCUGGCUAACAUACUUCAUGGCGGUGAAGUCCAACGGUGGGGUGUUUGUGCGGGACUCCUCCCAGGUCCACCCGCUGGCCGUGCUGCUCAUGACCGACACGGAUAUCCAUGUCCGAGAUGAUGGCUGGCGAGCAACAGUCUCCCUGACAGACAGCGAUCUCCUGGUGCUGGAGGGAGACUCCUACACCAUCCGCCUCCUGCGUGAUUUCCGUGUGUCGCUCUCCAAGAUGGUGGAGACGUGCCUGUGCUAUGAGAUGGCAGCCAUCCCCGGGGACCUGCACCACCAGCACAGCCAGCUGCUCGACAUCCUGGUGGAUCUGCUCAAAGGCCCUCCUGGCAGCUUUGGCGCUUAGGCAGAGCUGGAGGAUUGUGUGGGGACUUGUAAUUUGUAUAAAGAUGUUCACAAAUGUUUAUUUAAAUAAAGUUCUAUUUAUCCCUUGUGAAGUCAUCUCUCUCCAUCCUAGAAGAUUAAUGUUGUCUGAAUCUCCUGCUGUCGGCUCCGUGCAUGGUCACCGCAUAGGAAGAACCAGCGCAGCACCGCCUGGAAUGGACUGGGAGUGCCGACGGACCCUGCCGCCAGCUUUGUGGACACCCGCCUCCUCCGCUCUUAACGGCGUCAGCCCCCGACCUGGACAGCGAGGACGCGGCUGCUGCGGGCCGUCCUCUGCCCCAUCCCCACAGGGCCGGGCCGGAGCAGCUCUGGUGCGAGAGCUACUCCCGGCUCAAGAGGAGGACGGACGUCUUGGCUUGCGGCUGUGCCUGCUCCGGGAGCCGGGCGGAGCGUGGAUCCGGCAGCUCUGGCGCAGGGGGGGUGAGCGUUGUCGUCUUCUCCCCGCGCCGGCUGCCCUGAGGAUGUCGGAGGGGAGGAAGCCCUGAAGGCGCCGGAUGGAGGUGACGUUCCCCGCGGGAUCUCUGAGCCUCACAGCGGGGCCCUGCCACCCCACAGCGCGAGCGCAGUCGUGGCGUUAUGAGUGUGAGAUGUGACUUGUCGUUCCUAAUCUGCCUGUACUUUUUGUCCUCUUGCGUUGUUGUUAUUAUUUUUUCUUUUUUAUUUCUUGUUCUCCCUACGUCAAGGAGGCCGGAUCCCUGUAAUUUGUGCAACACAGGACCUGAUUGUAGACGGCAGUCUGCCUGUGAGCGCUUUCUCCUGCGGGAAGCCAGGAGCAUAGGCACAAAAUUCUUUGUUUUCUAUGAACAGGGACCAUAUUUCUGUGGAAGGAGGAUUGUGACAGGCACAGCAUUAAAUAAGAAACCUGGAGUUUAAUCCCAGCUUGGCCUUUGGAUUCCCUGUCAAACGAAGACAGCGACCUACCUCACAGGGCUGUUGUGAGGCUUCGUUAUUGUUUGUAACGCAUGCGAGCCCUUGAGCUGGACACUGCGGGAGAGGAACAAGCACUUCACAGGAGGGUUGUGCCCUGACGGGGCGGGAGCGCUGCAGGGCUGCGAAUGGUGCCGCUUUCCCCAGCAGCUGGGCAAAAGGCAGUGACGGGGCCGGGGAUCGUUUGUUUUUAUUCACCAUUUCUUAUGCUCUUUGUAUCUGAAAUCAAGGCGAGGUUUGACCGCGCCAGCCGGGGCGCGCUCGGCCGUGCUCCGCUGGGUCAGGAAGGGGCAGAAACGUGUGAGCUGAGCGCGGGUGCGAGGCUGCGGCUGUUUCUGCGUGUGGGAACGAUGGCGAAGGGCUUCUGCCCAGCAGCCUCUGCCCCGCGUUGGGGAUGGGAGCUGCCUUCCUCGGGGCCCAGUUGUUCUCUACUAAGAUUUAAUUUACUCGUCAUGGGCUUUAAUUAAACAGAGCUGUGCCCUCUGCCAUCUGAGCUGAUGGACUGGAGCGGGGCUGUGUGGGAGGCUCCAGCGGCUGUGGGCAAAAAGCACAAGGGCCGGGGGCUCGUGGCCGGGGCCGUUUCUGUUGGGCAGCUCCUGGCCCCGCUCCCGCAGGCGGUGGUGGCGGAGCCGGCGCCGGGGCCUCGGGCCUGCAGCCUGUGUUCGCUCAGAACUUCUCAUCUUCAUUUCACUUGCUUGAGGUUGUCACUAUUAUUUGACCAGUGUUUGUUUCUUUUUUGGCCUGUAUAAUGGGCAGUAUGGUUUUCCCUUCCAGCAGGUUUAAAAAAAAAAAAAAGAAAAAGAAAAAAAAAAAGACUAAGCUAUUGUCUAAAUGGUUCAGAACUAGUGUGAUAUUGGGAUACUUCAGUGGCUGUUAUGUGAUACUGGAUCUUUUUACAACAUAGAUUAAAGACAAUAAAAAGGGAUAGAGUAG